Messenger RNA from Loxodonta africana (African savanna elephant), 1293 nucleotides. RefSeq names its product olfactory receptor 4K17-like. The transcript has a single exon. Gene Ontology annotation, molecular function: olfactory receptor activity; G protein-coupled receptor activity. Lineage: Eukaryota; Metazoa; Chordata; Mammalia; Proboscidea; Elephantidae. Gene Ontology annotation, cellular component: plasma membrane. Gene Ontology annotation, biological process: G protein-coupled receptor signaling pathway. Bases 253 to 1200 code for a protein of 315 amino acids. The record is from RefSeq and is a predicted model, not a curated record.
GUGACUAUAAAGCCAAAUACACCAGAAACUACUUUUGAAAGGGUGUUGCUUACAAGCUAGGGUUAGAGUCCCUGUUUUCUGGGAGGUGAGGAGUUUUGACUAUAUUACCUACUUCUCAGAGGUAAUGGAAAACAACAUUAAAUUUGAAAUUCAGUCGAGGAUAUUGAAGGACUCACAGGAAUAAAUAUUGUCAGCUGCUACACUAUUAAUGUUUUCUUUGUCUCUAUAUGUCAUCCCAGAUCAAGCCAUACGAUGCAUUUCAUAGAACAAUUCAAUCAGUCUCAAGUGUCAGAAUUAAUUUUGCUGGAAUUGGUCAGCUCCCAAGAGAUACAGUUUCUUCUCUUUGCACUCUUCUCAGUUACCUAUGCGAUCACUAUUUUGGGAAACCUUCUCAUUGCGGUCACAGUGUUUUAUACCCCAAACCUGAACUCCCCUAUGUACUUUCUCCUUAGAAACCUCUCCUUUGUAGACAUGACUCUUGCUUCUUUUGCCACCCCUAAGAUAAUUUUGAACUUGGUAAGAAAGCAUAAGACCAUUUCCUUUGCUGGAUGUUUCACUCAGAUCUUUCUCCUUCACUUCCUGGGUGGGGUUGAAAUGGUACUGUUGGUCUCCAUGUCGUAUGACAGAUAUGUGGCCAUUUGUAAGCCCCUACACUACACAACCAUUGUGAACAAGAGGGUGUGCGUUUUGCUAGUAGUGACCUCAUGGUUCUCAGGCCUCCUUCACUCUGGGCUUCAGGUACCACUUGUUGUGAAUUUGCCUUUCUGUGGUCCCAAUGUGGUAGAUAGCAUUUUCUGUGAUCUGCCUCUGGUUACUAAGCUUGCCUGCAUAGAUACCUAUGUUGUACAGAUAGUCAUUGUUGCCAACAGUGGAAUGAUCUCCCUGAGCUGUUUCUUUAUUUUGCUUAUCUCCUACAGUCUGAUCCUCAUUACCAUUAGGAGCCACUCUUCUGUUGGGCAGUCCAAAGCCCGUUCCACACUGACUGCCCACAUCACAAUGGUGAUUCUCUUCUUUGGCCCAUGCAUCUUUAUAUAUACCUGGCCUUUCAGCAACCACUCUGUGGAUAAGUCCCUUGCUGUGUUUUAUACCAUUGUCACCCCCAUCUUGAAUCCAAUUAUCUACACUCUGAGAAACAAAGAAAUGAAGGCUGCCAUGAAGAAACUCUGGAGUUCUUUUGUGAGUUCUAGACAGGAUACUUAGGAUAAAAAUAUAAUUUAGACAGAAACAGAAUAUUUUAAAAGCUUUUAAAGAUUUCUUAUAAACUUCAGGUUAUUGGAUCCAUGUAGAGUAAGC